CAGCAGUACUUCGCUCCAGUCUUUUGCUUUGUAGCCUACCACCGCUUCGCCGCCUCCUCUUUUUCUCCUCUCCCCGCCUAUGCCUGUCCCGGCAAGCAUCCAGCGAAUGUUCGGUCCACCCCCAGACCCCCUGCAGGGAACAGUGAGAGAGCGGUUCCGUUCUGAGCACACAGCAUACUAUUGAAAGCUGCCAAGGGAAGACGUGGAUAAUAAGUGUCGUUGUUGACGUAACCCAGGAUUUUUUUUUCCGGAGGUAUGCCUGUGCCAGACCAGCCAUCAGAGCAGGAGAAGGGAGCCAGUCUGCUGAGUCCAGGUCUACCAUCAUCUAACGGAGAUGGAUCAGACGGGACGGAGACCACCUCCGCUAUCCUGGCCUCUGUCAAAGAACAGGAGCUGCAGUUUGAGAGACUGACCCGUGAGCUGGAGGCAGAAAGACAGAUUGUAGCCACCCAGUUGGAGAGAUGCAAGCUGGGCUCUGAGACUGGUGGAAGUAUGAGCAGCAUCAGUUCGGCAGAUGAGCAGUUUCGCUGGAACAUCCAAGCUGAUGGCCAGAAGGACAUAGAGGAUGAGCUGACCACAGGACUGGAGCUGGUCGACUCCUGCAUCAGAUCCCUGCAGGAGUCUGGAAUACUGGACCCUCAUCAAUACAACACAGGAGAACCUCUUCUUUGCCAGAGUUCUUUGCAGCUCAACUCCACCCCAGAGGCUUCGCUCCAGUACUCCGCCAGCUACCAUAGCAACCAGACCCUCGCCCUUAGCGACAGUGCUGCAGCGGCAACCCCACAGCGCAGUGGACAGGUCGGAGGGGCCGUGCACAGCUACAACCAGGUGACAUCUAGUCGUGCGGCCCAGCAGCAGGCAGGGGGAGGGGGAGGUAGUGGAGGAGACUCCUUCUCUCAGAGCCAUGGCAGUGCCUUUCAUCUGCCUGAUGCACAGCUUCCCACAAUUGGUCACUACUACUCCAGUUCCACCCUGCCUGCCCAGCGUGUGAGUUCCCCUCUGACCGGAGGUGGAGGUGGAGGGUCUGGUUCUCCCAGCAAGCUGCAGCGCCUGGGCUCAGCCUCAGACACACCGGGCUACGCUACCACCCAGCGCCUACCUUCCUCCUCCUCAUCCUCACCCAGCAAACAGUCCCCAGCCAACCGACUCGCCAAGUCCUACAGCACCACUGGUGCUGUGACAACAACAGGGUCUCCGCUGAGGGUGGGCUCUCCACCCAACUCCAUAGCAACAGUUGCCGGGGGAGGGGCUAGCGCUUCAUCAUCCCCACUACACCUGAUGAGUUCGGGCAUAGGGAGCUACGCUACUCUGUCUCCUAAAAGACUGGCUGCUCACCACGCCUCCGACCAGUACAAGAUAUCCCAUGAGCUCUAUGCUACCGCUACGCUACAGAGGCCAGGCAGUCUGGCAGGUUCCAGGGGUUCCUACAGUAAUCAGCACAGUCACUGUGGUCCAGACCUGCGUCCCCUGGGAUCCCCAGACCACCACAAAGAGCCCAUCUAUGAGGACAGAGUCAACCACUACCACAAAGGACCUAUGAGGGGACUGGGAAACAACACUGCCCCAUCCUCCCCCGGUGUCGACUCCGCCUCUUUACAGCGAGCAGGCAGCCACAGCGCCGGAGGAAGCAGCCACAGCGCCGGAGGAAGCAGCCACAGCGCCGGAGGAAGUUAUGGUCGUGGGGGUGCCAAUAACUACACUACAGUGGGCCCAGGCUAUACAGCAGAGGCCUAUGCUACGGACCCCUACACUGCAGAUCCCUACCGUACACUACAGUACUGCCCAUCUGUAGAGUCUCCUUACAGCAAAUCUGGACCAGCCAUGCCACCUGAGGGCACACUGGCUAGAUCACCAUCUAUAGACUCCAUACAGAAAGACCCGAGGGAGUUUGGAUGGAGGGAUCCAGAGUUACCUGAAGUGAUUCAGAUGCUGCAGCACCAGUUCCCUUCAGUCCAGUCCAACGCUGCAGCCUACCUCCAGCACCUCUGCUUCGGAGACAACAAUAUCAAAUCAGAGAUUCGUCGUCAGGGUGGGAUCCAGCUGCUGGUAGACCUGUUGGACCACCGUAUGAGUGAGGUCCACCGCAGUGCCUGUGGAGCCUUGAGGAACCUGGUCUACGGCAAGGCCAACGACGACAACAAGAUCACCCUGAAAAACUUUGGGGGCAUACCUGCCCUCGUACGCCUGCUACGCAAGACGGGAGACGUGGAGAUACGAGAACUGGUCACAGGUGUGUUGUGGAACCUGUCAUCGUGUGACGCCCUGAAGAUGCCAAUCAUCCAGGAUGCAUUGGCCGUUCUGACCAAUAGCGUCAUCAUCCCCCACUCUUCCUCCUGGGACUCCUCCCACAAUCUCCAUGACGACCGCAAGCAACACACACACACCUCCCAGGUGCUCCGCAAUGCCACCGGCUGCCUCAGAAAUGUGAGUUCUGCUGGAGAGGAGGCCAGGAGGAGGAUGAGAGAGUGUGACGGACUGACAGACUCCCUCCUCUACAUCAUACAGACCGCUCUGGGCAGCAACGACAUCGACAGCAAGACCAUAGAAAACUGUGUGUGUAUACUGCGUAACCUGUCCUACCGACUGGCAGCGGAGACGUCUCAGGGCCAGCAGCUGGGUUCAGAAGAGCUGGACGGUCUGCUGUGUGACGCCAACGGACGUGACGGAGAGACCUCAGGCUGCUGGGGCAAGAAGAAGAAGAAGAAGAAGGGACAGGACCAGUGGGAUGGUGUAGGCCCUCUCCAAGACUCAGCUGACCCUCCUAAAGGGGUCCAGAUGUUAUGGCACCCGUCCAUAGUGAAGCCCUACCUCACCCUGCUUUCAGAGUGCUCCAACCCUGAUACACUGGAGGGAGCGGCUGGAGCCCUGCAGAACCUGGCUGCAGGCAGCUGGAAGUGGUCUGUGUAUAUCCGGGCUGCGGUGCGUAAAGAGAAAGGCCUUCCUAUCCUGGUGGAGUUGUUGAGGAUAGACAAUGACCGUGUGGUGUGUGCCGUGGCCACCGCACUCAGGAAUAUGGCCCUGGACAUCAGAAACAAAGAACUGAUAGGUAAAUACGCCAUGCGUGACCUGGUCCACCGGUUACCUGGCAGUAGCAGCAACAGUACCGGGGGCAGUGGUGGGACUAGUGGAGGUACCGGGGGCCCGAUGGCACCUGGUAAGACCAUGUCAGACGAUACGAUAACGGCUAUCUGCUGCGCUCUGCAUGAGGUCAUCACUAAGAACAUGGAAAACGCCAAAGCACUGAGAGACGCUGGCGGGAUAGAGAAACUCAUCGGCAUCGCUCGCAGCAAAGGAGACAAACACUCAGCCAAGGUGGUGAAGGCUGCAUCUCAGGUGCUCAGCAGUAUGUGGCAGUACAGAGACUUACGCAGCCUCUACAAGAAGGAUGGAUACUCUCAGUAUCACUUUGUUGGUUCUGCCUCUACGAUAGAGAGAGACAGACAGAGACCCUACUCCUCCUCUCGCACCCCCUCUGUGUCCCCUGUACGAACCUCACCCAACAACCGCUCAGUAAGCGCCCCGGCCUCUCCCAGAGAGAUGAUGAGUAUGAAGGAUCGCAAGCCCGAAAACGACUCCACGGCAACCAACGCAGGUUUCCACAGCAACAAAGGAGAGCACACAUCCCGGAAAGACGCCAUGGCAGUCCAAAUCUCCUGUGGAACAUCCACGUUGUUCCGGAACUCUUAUGUAACUGCUAAUGACGACAUUAAACACAACCAGAUCCCUCCUCAGCCCAUGACCAUAGCUCCACAGGCAGACUGCUCCUCUACACCUAUAAAAGAAUACGACACGUUCCCUCCAUCCCUCCCUCCAUCCUUCCCUCCGCCGCAGAACCCUGGCCGCAUGCUGGAUGACUCCUUCUUCGUGCCUCCAGACCAGCCCCUCCCCCAGCCCCCGUCUCAGGCUGCCACUGACCUCCGGAUGCACCUGGGCCUCAAAUCCACCGGCAACUACGUGGACUUCUACUCUGCAUCCCGGCCCUACUCCGAACUCAACUACGAGACCAGCCACUACCCGGCCUCGCCUGACUCCUGGGUCUAGAGACAGGAGUCACAACUUAUCUCUGGUCCUGGAGAGACAUAGGCUUGUGCAGGCUUUAGCUCCAGCCUUGCAGUAACAACACCUGAUUCAAGUAAUUAAAGUGUUAUGAACAGUUGUUUUUAGGAUAUCAGGUUUAUUAGUGCUGGGCUGGAACAAAAGCCUCCAUGGUCCUGUAGCUCUCCAGGACUGGGAGUGAAAACACUGGUGUAGAGUAAGGUGGGAGUGGGAGGUUAAUAUUAGUUACUAACCGCAGCAGAGAUUGAGGGGGUAGAGGAGGGAGGUGCCAGGGGGUUGUUAGGGACUGAGGCGUGAAGAGAGACUGUGCAUGUGCAUGAAUACCACAAUACAUUUUCUUUCUGCCAGUUCAGUUUGAUCAAAGCUUUGUUCCACUGGGAAAGUGAAUGUAUGGAUAUGUCUAAAGGGAGAGAAAGAAAGAGAGGGAGAGAGACAGAGGAAAGAGAGAGAGAGAGAGAGAGAGAGCCUUGAUGGAAAGAAAGAGAGAGAGAGAGAGAGAGAGAGAGAGUGAAGGCCUUGAUGGAAAGAAAGCGAGAAAACAAGUGAAUGAUGAUGGAGGGCUCUUACAUUGACCUUCAGGAAGGAGGAGAAGAGACGAGGUGUUGAGAAAUGGAGGAGAGGAAGAGUGGCGGUGAGGGUUCUUUGGCUAAUCGGGAUGAAAAGCGACAGAACAGAGAAGGGAGAGAGGGAUGAGUGGAAUACACCAAGCUCAAGGCAAGAGUGGAUGUUUACAGGAAAAACUAAGGGAGCAGCUUUCCACCCAUUCAUUACAUUGACUUCUGACUUUCACCUUUCUAUGGAAUGUCCUCUAUUCAAGAAGACUCUUCCAGCCAUUUUAUUUUCACAUAUUUUUUAUUUGUAUUUUUUUAAGUUGUGGAUGUAUAGUAUUUUUGGUGUACAGUACAGUGACAGUUGAGAGACUUGUGUGGUAUUGUGUAUAUUACACGAGUCACUAGCGACCGACCACUGCAUAUUGUUUGUCUGUAACAGGAGAGGCUGAGAAGAAAACACACACCAUUUGGAACAAUGUCUAUCAAUGACCACUGUCUCCCUUUCCCACACCACAUCUGUUUGAACAGCCAGUGGUUGACUAGCAGUAUUGUCUGUUCUCUGAUCACGAAAAAUGUCUGUCCAAAGCAGUUGAAGACCGACUACAACACCGAUGACAUCAUUCCACACUCCUUCUUGACAGACUGCUUUUUCACUGCCUAAACAAUUCGAUGUAGAUAUUUGAAAUAUACGUUUCUUGUUUCUCCGUUUCCACACUCUGAUAUUUUAUUUUGAAGAGACAGUAUUUAAAAGUUCUCAAUUAAAAUGGUUUUGUCAU
Molecule: messenger RNA, 5383 nt
Organism: Oncorhynchus mykiss (rainbow trout)
Lineage: Eukaryota; Metazoa; Chordata; Actinopteri; Salmoniformes; Salmonidae
Product: catenin delta-2
Biological process (GO): dendritic spine morphogenesis; cell-cell adhesion
Cellular component (GO): cytoplasm; nucleus; postsynaptic density
Molecular function (GO): protein binding
Source: RefSeq, a predicted model, not a curated record